Prunus avium (sweet cherry) is the source of this 2941-nucleotide messenger RNA. Its product is annotated as proline-rich receptor-like protein kinase PERK12. Gene Ontology annotation, molecular function: protein kinase activity; ATP binding. Gene Ontology annotation, biological process: protein phosphorylation. Lineage: Eukaryota; Viridiplantae; Streptophyta; Magnoliopsida; Rosales; Rosaceae. The record is from RefSeq and is a predicted model, not a curated record.
UUUUGGUGGAUUGGUGGUGGUGUGGGUGGUCUUGAAUGGUUUUCAGUUCUCACACAACCACCCCAAACCUCUGUUUCUCUCUGUCUCUCUGUUUCUGUUCUUCUCCUUGUAGAUUUCUUUCAUUAGAAUUUGAGAGCUAGAUUAAUUCGCACGUGCGUGCAUGGUUAGUUCGCGCCAUUUGUACGGGAAGUUGCAGAACCCAUGCAAACCUAUCCAACGUAAAAGUUGCAUUGCAUGUGCAGGUUCUUGUUGCUUUUCAUUUUUGGCGUUGUAUGGAAGCUUUGCCUUAUAGCCUUUUAUAUAGGAGAAAAUUGGAAAGGACGAAAAGUUGAUAGAACGAUAAAGAAGGAGGAGAGGUACUUAUUGAUAAAGGGAAGGAGAAUUAUGGCAGAAACUGAUGAUGAACCUCAUCCUCCUGACCAAGAACACGCGAGCUCAACGCAGCAUGACCAGACCAAUGGAUCGCCGCAGCCGCAUGAGCAGAGUUCCGAGCAGAACGAAGCACCGCCAGCAGACACCCCGACCCCACCAUCAUCACCGCCGCCUGCGCAAGCCGCGCCGGCUCCAAAAUCAGAGACUCCGCCUCCAUCAUCUCCGCCUCCUGCUCCGAAAGCUACUCCACCUCCUAAAGCUGCACCGCCUCCGUCAUCUCCGCCACCAUCAUCUCCUCCGCCUGCAUCACCGCCGCCGUCUUCUCCACCCCCAAAUUCACCACCACCGUCUUCUCCACCACCAAAAUCACCCACCCCUUCUCCUCCUCCCCACUCGCCACCACCGUCAACAUCAUCAUCAGGAACACCACCUUCAGGAACACCACCUUCUGCUCCAGAUCCUCCUCCUAGUACUACUCCUAAUAAAGCUCCUGCACCAUCCUCCGGUGGUUCGUCAUCUCCAUCACCGCCAACUGAUUCGUCACAAGGAGGAGGCUCUCCUCAAUCCCCACCCACUGACUCUCAGUCCCCUCCAGCAUCCCCCCCACCUCCGGCGAACCCUGACGGCACAAUCCCAACCACCAACCCCACCGCCCUAUUUCCUCCCAACGUUCCUACCCCUCCAACAGUUUCAGGAACCACACCUCAGCCCCCUCUUCUGUCUUCUAAUUCCACCCCCACACUAUCCCCUCCCUCAAACUUAAAUUCAAGUAAGUCUUCAGAGGACACGGGAGGAAGUAGCAGUAGGCAUACGGGCACUGUUGUGGGGUUGACUGUAGCUGGAGUUUUCAUCAUUGCCUUGCUAGCUCUCAUUUUUGCGUUCAUAAGGAGGAGAAAGAAGCAGGCCCAAGUAUAUCCCCCCAAUUACUUGCCUCCCACCCCUGGUCCUCCCGGCAGUAACUUAUCGGGUGGAUAUUAUCUUGCGCAGCAACAGAGUCCUGCAACUUCUGGUCCCACAGAAAGCUUCUAUUCAAGUGGGCCGCCGGGACGUUCUUCUUUUGAUAAUAGCUAUCAAGCGCACAGUGGAGAUUCUGGUCUCAUAGCUGCUACUAAAGUCCAUUUCACGUAUGAAGAGUUAAUGGAGAUAACCAAUGGAUUUUCUCGUCAAAAUGUUCUUGGUGAGGGUGGUUUUGGAUGUGUUUACAAGGGUUGGUUGCCGGAAGGGAGAGUUGUGGCAGUGAAGCAGCUUAAGGCUGGUAGUGGGCAGGGAGAGAAGGAAUUCAGGGCAGAAGUUGAGAUUAUUAGUCGCGUGCAUCAUCGUCACCUGGUCUCUUUGGUGGGAUACUGCAUCUCUGACAAUCAAAGAUUGCUUAUAUAUGAAUUUGUUCCCAAUAAAACUCUUGAGCACCAUUUGCAUGGUGCCGGAAUGCCGGUGUUGGAAUGGACCAGAAGAAUGAAGAUUGCUUUGGGGUCUGCAAAGGGUUUGGCGUAUUUACAUGAAGAUUGCCAUCCAAAAAUUAUUCACAGAGAUAUUAAAUCGGCAAACAUUCUGUUGGAUGAUGUUUUUGAGGCACAGGUUGCAGACUUCGGGCUUGCCAAACUUACAAACGAUACUAAUACUCACGUUUCCACUCGAGUCAUGGGAACAUUUGGGUACAUGGCACCUGAGUAUGCAUCAAGUGGGAAAUUGACAGACAGAUCAGAUGUGUUCUCAUUUGGAGUUGUGCUUCUAGAGCUUGUAACCGGGCGUAAACCUGUUGACACGAGUCAGCCUCUGGGGGAUGAGAGUUUGGUUGAAUGGGCUCGUCCGAUCCUCCUUAAAGCCCUUGAAACUGGGGACUUGAGUGAAUUGGUAGAUCCUCGGCUUGAGAAGCAUUACGUGGAGGGUGAAAUGAUCAGAAUGAUUGAGGCAGCUGCGGCAUGCGUGCGUCAUUCUGCUCUUAAACGACCACGGAUGGCUCAGGUGGUGAGAGCAUUGGACUGCGAAGGUGAAUUGUCUGAUCUGUGCAAUGGAGUGAAAGUUGGGCAGAGCACUGCAUAUGACUCUGGGCAGUACAAUGAAGACAUUGUGAGAUUCAGGAGAACGGCAUUAGGCAGCGAAGGCAGCUCAGAGUAUGAAAUGUCAAGCACAGAGUUCACCACCAGAGAAAUAUCUGGACCUCAAAGAGUAUGGACUCGCCCUGAUUCAAGCGAGGAAUCAGAAACUCGAGCCUUUACAACCCGCGGUGGUGAGAAGGGAUUUAGCGGCACUCCAGGCAGACACAACUUCUAAUUUCUGAAUGUUAAUCUAAUCCAUGGUGCACACCAGAGAGAGAGAGAGAGAGAGUGCACUCAGUUUUUUUAAGAUAAAAAAAGAAAAGAACAGAAAAAAAAAACCCUGUUUGACUUAAUCUGACAUAUUAGUGUGUAAAUUAAGGCUAAGCUGCUGCUUCUUUUUUCUUUUUCAUUUUUCCUUGAUGAAAGGCACUAUAUUCUCUAGUUCCCUCAAAGCAUUAGCAGCGGGGAAGCUUGUAAAGUUUACUCAAGCUACUUUUUAGUCAUUAAUAUAAAACAAUCUGUAUUUGAUAGUA